This is a messenger RNA of Hyla sarda, 2434 nucleotides long. Its product is annotated as olfactomedin-like. The coding region runs from base 494 to 1957 and encodes 487 amino acids. The record is from RefSeq and is a predicted model, not a curated record. Gene Ontology annotation, biological process: signal transduction. Lineage: Eukaryota; Metazoa; Chordata; Amphibia; Anura; Hylidae. The transcript is spliced from 9 exons.
UAGGGCUGAACAGCAGAGACUGGAGUUCUGUGGCAUCAGUAGCAGCGAUGGAGCCAGACAGUCAUUGAUAUGGGCUUACUAUACCCUGUAAUCAUCUCAAGAACAUCAUUUGAGGAUCAAGAUAACAUAGUGUUAUUAAAGGAGGGGGAUGGGCAUUGGAGUGUGCAGGGGGCUCAGUGUCCACCUAUAAAAAUCCCAGCACUGUGGACCUAAAGCAUUGCCAGCAUAUCCUAAAUGAAGAUGUAUCUCUGCCUCCUGACGCUGGUCCUGCUCCACGGUGCUGCUGCAUUUCUUAACAGGAAAUUCAGAACCAACUUCAAACCCGUCUCCAGCAGUGACUUCAAUAAUAUGGCUGCCUGCAAGAUGAAAGAAAGAAACAUCUGUGAGAAUCGGCCAUCAGGACUCCACCAAUACCAAGCAGUCUGUUGGCUGGAAUAUUCCAAUCGACAAACUCCCCUACAAAACAAGACAGAAACUCAUAUUACGGUACCUGAUGAAAAGGUUACAUAGAACCAACAGCACUGUUCAAAAUGUUACAGAAUCUGCACAGGACAGUGAGGCAUCCGGGGAAGAUAAAGAUCAAAAAAUAAUGGAUUGCUUUUAUGGAUGGCUGGUGACCCGAAAUUUUACGGGGAAGAUAAACGGAGAGAACCACUGUGUAUGUGAGGUCCUCCUACCAGACAGCUCUUUCCCAGCCAAGAGGGUGGGGGCCCUGGAGGAUGAAACCCUACGUCUGACCAACCGUGUUGAGGAUGAAAUGCAGAAGAUAGGAGAGCAGGACAUUAGACUGGACUCCUUUAUGGAAAAAGUCAUCAACCUAACCAAGAGAAUAGAAAAACUGGAGAAGCUGCGUCCUGAAGGCCUUAUAGAAAUAAACUUUGAUGUCCUUAAGAAGGAGAUAAAAGAGAUGGAGCUAGUUAUCCUGGAGCUGAGAGGCAAAGUCAAUGGAAGCAAUGCUCACGUGGAAAGUCUGUAUAAAGAGGUGAAGACCAUCUCUAAGACUGUUGGGCAACUGGAGACCCUGGACAAGAACAAUGUCCUCAAAGCCCAAAGAGAAAUGGAGAAUCUGAAAAAACGUCUUGCAGAUUGUGAGAAAAAUAUCAAAAUGAAAGGUCCACCCAUGGUACCACUUGGAUCUUGUCAGCACCAAGGCUUAUCAUCUAUCAGCAAACCAAACCUUCUGCAGCUUAACUGGAAGGGAGUCAUGUUUAAAUCUGGAGCAUGGGGUAAGGAUGCAGCAUGGAACACCACUAAGAAAUCAUUGUAUUGGGUUGCCCCUCUCAAUCCUGAUGGCAGAAUUAUGGAGUCCAUACGUGUCUACCCAUCAUUGAAUGACUUACUUCUUUACAAGAACUCUAUGGACCUGCCCCUCUCUGUGCUCAUCAAGAAUAAAUGGAAUCAUACCUUUGCUGGUCAGGGUGCAGGAGCCAUCGUCUAUAACAACAAUCUGUACUACAACUGCUACAAUAGUCGUGACAUGUGCAGGGUAAGCUUGAGCAAUGGGGUUUAUCAGAGAAAGCCUUUACCCAAUGCCGUAUUCAACAACCGAUACCCCUACUCUGGGGUUGCCUUCCAAGACAUGGACUUUGCUUCUGAUGAGAAGGGUCUCUGGGUGGUAUACUCCACAGAAGAAAGUGAUGGAAGACUUAUACUGGGUAAGAUCAAUGUUGCCACCCUGACAGUGGAUAAAGCCUGGUCCACCACACAGAUGAAGGUUGAGGCCACAAAUGCAUUCAUGAUGUGUGGAGUCCUGUAUGUCACUCGCUCUGUAAGCAAAAAGACUGAGGAGAUCUUCUACAUGUUUGACACCAAGACUGGAAAGGGAGGUCCGAUAAGCUUCAUGAUAGAAAAGAUAAAUGAAAAGGUGCAAAGUUUGAGCUAUAAUGCAAAUGAACGCAAGCUUUACAUGUAUAAUGAUGGCUAUCUGGUUCACUAUGAUGUGGCCUUUAAGCCUUGAGCUUCCAGUAUGCCUAUUGUCUCUCUUAAUAGAGCUCUUACAAUCCUGUCUGUAUUCCUGUUGACUAAAUGACCCUUGAUUGUAAUCCAUAUCCCUAAAAAUCAAGAUCUAUCAUGGCUUUUACAAUCCCUUCUCCACUUAUCUGUUAUAUAGGCACAAAAUAGUAAGAGCUUCAGGCCUUCAUUCAACAAAGUGGUCACCUAAGUUCUCUAUAGAUAUGUGUUACCACAUUCACACUUAAUAUAUACAUAAUCACAUAUACUACAUGCUCUUCUGUACCACGAGCAUACUGUCAGCAGCAUACAUACUGUCAGCAGUAUAAUAUACUUCCAUUACAUUACCCUUGUCUGUGUCUUGUUAUGUCUUUCUUCCCCAUAUUGUAUUGGGAGGAUUUUUGGGGACAAAUGCAAAGUGAACCACUUAGAUGUUUGUUAAUAAAAUGAUUUAUACGUGAAUAUGAAAUCAUAAACUUGUGGA